Danio aesculapii is the source of this 964-nucleotide messenger RNA. It is a transcript of the gene spc25, whose product is annotated as SPC25 component of NDC80 kinetochore complex. The record is from RefSeq and is a predicted model, not a curated record. Gene Ontology annotation, cellular component: Ndc80 complex. The transcript is spliced from 6 exons. Gene Ontology annotation, biological process: chromosome segregation. Lineage: Eukaryota; Metazoa; Chordata; Actinopteri; Cypriniformes; Danionidae. Bases 5 to 709 code for a protein of 234 amino acids.
CAACAUGGCAUCUGUUAGAGAAUAUAAUGUAGUGGAGCAGUUCAACAGCAAACUGGAGGAGAUCAGGGCCAAAAUGCUGGAUCAGGCCAUGGGAGAAGUGCUCAACGACACGGAGCUCUGUCAGGAACACAGGCAGUACAAGAAAUCUGUCCUGGAUACUUGCUUUAAGAAAUGCAAAGAGGAUGAAACCAUGUUUGACAUGAUACAAAAAAACAAACAAGAAUUGAAGGAGAACUCGUCUUUACUGAGAGAGAAGACUGCUGAACAUGUUGAGAUUGUGUCGGGGAUUGAAGACAAGGAGCAUCACAAAGCGCUCCUAUUUCAGAGAAUUGAGAAGCUCAAGAAGGAUCAGGCCAAAAACAGGGAAUUGAUUCAGUCACAAAACAAAGCCAACAAGGACAGACUGAAGAAGCUGAACAAAUGUAAAGACAUCUUUCAGAAGCAUCUCAGUCUUGAGAUCAGAAAAAUCCAAGGCGAGAAACUGCAGUUUGUCUUCAGGAACAUCAGUGCUAAAGAUCCAGACAUGGUUCAUGCGUUUCUCCUCCAGCUGGACGCAGAGGGCGUUUACCACAUUAUCUCCUGUGACCCUCCUCUGGAGAAAAUGACACAGCUAGAGAGCAGACUGCAGGAAACCAACAACUUCUCUGCCUUCCUCGCUAACGUCCGGAGAGAGUUUGUGGCGCUUCAUACAGGUGCAAAGAUGGUCUGAAUUUCAGAAACGGUCAGAGACCCAGACACCAUAUUUAUAGAUCUCAUCAGCAAAUAUAUCAAGCUUUAUUUUCCUGAAACAUCAGUCAUAAUCACUUAAAGUGAAAUAUUCAAAUGUUCAUGCUUUGUACAUUGCUUUAUUGAUUUAUAAUUUUAACAAUAAACAACAUUUAGUCCUAAUACUUAAAGUGCUUCGUUUUAUAAUACAGUAUCAAUAUACUGUAAACAAUUUGUAUUGUGUGUAGUCCAAAUCAUA